GUCAGCCCAAAGCUUAACCGUCUCUGUCCAACUCUGAACACUCUCCAAGAGAGGCCUUAUUUUUCCUACCUCUCAUCACACGAUGCCAUUUCUCCCGCAAGAAGCAAGCCUCGACACCACACGGCACCGCCCUAGAAUUAUCCCGCGCUAAGCGUAGCCUUUUCCGAGGAGUGAAAUCGCUCGAAACCUUCAACCGUGAUCCUUGCAGCCGCACGCAAACCCGCGUAACCGCCGCACAGCGGCGUUGCACAAAGGCGCCAGCCAAAGCUUUCUCUGGGCUGGCAGAGACGCUUUCCGAGUUCAAUUGUUUUGCUCAAUCAACUCCAACUUCUGGAGACUUUUGACACAGAUUUGUACACACAGGAUCCGAUUGAUCCUCGAAAUCAGACUUCAGAUCUCGAAUAUCAACAAAGAUAGCCGAUCGCGACGAGGCUACUCGUCGCCACCCGCUCGCAACCAUGGCCCGCCAACCCAUGAGCAUGGAGGCCAUGCUCGACGAGGAGCGCCGGGAGGUUCUGGCGCUGCUCGAGGGCACGGCUUCCCGAGCAAAGAGUACAGGCGCUCGCUCUCCUUCUCCAUUUGGCAGCACGCGCUCGCCAGUGCGGAGCAUGCUCGACUUUGGCGACGAGCCAUCGCCCUCAGCGCAGAGCACGGGAAGCAAGCACCGCCCCGCACCCAUCAGGAGCAUGCUCGAUUUCGAUGGUCCGCCGAAGCCCAUCCGGAGCAUGCUCGACCCCGAUAGCCCUCCGAGCACCGCAGUCAAGCCGGCAUACAGCGCGACGACAUCGCCGCUUGCGAGCCCUCGCGCCCAUCCCGUACCACAAGCGUCGCACCAUCUGCGUAGCUUCUCAGAUGCGGCCUCAAAGCCUGCAGAGUUUGGGCCUCGGGCGAUCGCAACUCAAUCGAUCGACCCGACCGCUGGCUACCAGUUCUCUGGCAUAAUUACGAACCAUGCCGGACAGGCCAUGCCCAAGCGAGUGACGCAGGGCGGCAAGAGAGGCGUCAUGUCUGAGAUCAUGCGAGGUGGCGACGUGCAAAAUCUGGUGAUACCUGGCGACAGAGGUCGUCACUACUCGGUGAGCGGUGCAUCCACCCACUCGGCCAAGUCCAACAAGUCCAAGUCCCCGGGCCGUUCGAGCAUGCGAUCUUCCUCCCCCGGUACCCACUUGCUGUCAGGACGACACCUGAGCCCCGCAGGCAGGGCAGUAUUGGAGGAGUCCACUGGAAUGGACAUGCAAAACGCAUAUCGAAGGCUUUCAGACGCAAACCUUGCACGAUCGGGUGGCAGCUUGGCCGUCUUGUCGCAAAGGAAGCGAUCGGACGACGGAGGAUCUGCUCGCCUGGUCAAGGAUUACAUGAGUCCCGAUGGCGAGAUUCUCCCCGAGGAGAGCAGCGAUGAGGACGCCAGCACUUCUGACGACGAGACUACCCGUGGCCGCAAGGCUAGUCGUACACCUGAUAACGGCAGUCUGAAGAGUCCAAGUGUAGAGUCGAAGAAGCGCACGUCGCAAAGCUUGCUCGCUGCGGCAGAAGAAGAACGCCUACAAGUCGCUGCUACACAGCCCCAGUACCAUUAUAGGUCACUGCUUGAUGACCCCCAGAUUACGGUCACAAACCCUUCAGGAGAGAAAUCAAAGCCCACCAAGCCGGGUAUUCACCCCGUGACAAGCUUCGACGUCAGCUCGGGAACUCCGGGCACACGGACCCCGAUAGAUUCAGACACCGAGCAAGACUUCACGGAUAUCAAGCGAGCACAGAAGCUAGUUAUCUCCAUGACGCCCAUACUGAGCUCACCCGACGCACACCGCGCAAUUAGGAUCAUUUACCGUGGCGAGUAUGCAAAGGUGGUGCAAGACGCGGAGAAUGAGAACCGACGACUGAAGAAGUACAUUGUGGCGAGUGACAUGAGUGAGGAGUCAACCCAUGCACUGGAGUGGACGGUAGGCACGGUCUUGCGUGACGGCGACACGAUGAUUUGUCUUUAUUGUAUCGAUGAGGAAACAGGCAUCGUCAGUGACAAUGGACAGGUGCCGGACGAGCCUAAGGCCAUCAAGGAGCAGGCCGCUGCCAUUAACGCCGUUGCCAACUUCAGAUCCUCAGUUGUGGGCGGCAUUCCUGGCGCAUCAUCCCUGCUCCCGCUCAGAUCUUCCGAGCCAGGAAGCAAAUCGGGCAGCGGGAGCGGGAGCGGCGCCGCAAGCGCGCCGUUGGCGUCCCCGUCCCCCAGUUACGAGCGGACAAAGGCAGAAGAUGAGAGGGAACGGGCUAUCAACGACAUUACGGACAGGGUGACAAGGCUUUUGAGGAAGACAAGGUUGCAAGUGCGGGUGGUCGUCGAGGUUCUGCACUGCAAGAAUCCGAAGCACCUGAUCACAGAGGUCAUUGACCUGGUCAAUCCGACACUCGUAGUUCUCGGCAGCCGAGGACGCAGUGCGUUGAAGGGUGUGAUUCUCGGGUCCUUCUCGAAUUAUCUAGUCACCAAGAGCUCUGUGCCAGUCAUGGUGGCCCGGAAACGACUGCGGAAACAGAGCAAGUACAAGCGGACUUUGGUGCCACAGGUCAAUCUGCUCACCAACCCGACGGCACGAAGUCUCGCGAACGCCAAGAUCGACUAGCAGAAUCGACGCUCCGCGCGGAACUUCAGAAUCCGAAUUUACGGGGGACAUUCCCCACAGAGUGUUGAGUACGUGCCAAUCGACUACCAGGAAGCCUAUCGAGCUGCCGCGAUCCACGCCCAGGAAAUUGCUCUGGAUCUUGCCGACGAGACUGCUAAAGCAGCUGGCCAGGCAGCUCGACGGCGGAAUUCCGCGCCCUAGGCAUAUCAUUUUUUGACGAACGAGAGGUGUUGAAGUGGACUGCUGCAAAAGCGAUGUUAACAAGGCGACAAUCAAGGACGGGAUGAAACAGGGGUACGGAAGGGCCUGGUCGCUUGGACAUGAGAGAAGAAGAAAAAAGGCCCGGUGACUUUUCUUCCCAAGUAUAUUUUUAUUAGUCAGGCAUUUCCUGUACUGGCUUUACCCAUCAGACAAUGGUUCUAGACGUGAACCGAAGGUUUUUUUUUGGGUGUUUUUUUUUUUUCGGUGUGAAAAGUUGUUCAUGCCAUUAUCAGUCGACAGAGGAUAUCUUUUGCCUCUUAGAUACAUGCCCACUCUCUCCCCACUCAAUUUCGGUGUUUUUUUUAGGACAUAAUAUACCCUUUGAUAGUAUUAAAUAUGGCAAACAAGUAACGGGCCAUACUCAAUUGACUUCUUUCUAUUGUAAUCGAGACUAA
Molecule: messenger RNA, 3268 nt
Organism: Pyricularia grisea
Lineage: Eukaryota; Fungi; Ascomycota; Sordariomycetes; Magnaporthales; Pyriculariaceae
Exons: 3
Coding region: 459-2612 (717 amino acids)
Source: RefSeq, a predicted model, not a curated record